CCGGUCAGGUUCGGUCAGGUAGUCAGUUGCUCAAAGGACGUCGGAACGUCUAGGCUACGGACUUUGUUGUUGGCACCGAGCUGGAGUGGUCUGGGGCACGCAAUGGAUGGAGGGGUCGAGAGCGAACCCGCUACUUAUUUGGAACACCGAUCCUGGCUCCGGUAUUGGGAGUGCGUGCAGGCCAAUGCAGGCGAAGGCAAGGCAAGGCAAGCGGUCGUUGGGUGUGGGCUUGGAGAGCGUGGGCGUGGGUGGAGCCGUCAAGGUGCUGCAGCACAGCUGAGUGGAUUGGCCAGGUGGAGUUAUCAGCAGGCAGGCACCCCUCACCCACUCGCUCGCUUCCUUUUAGACAGCCCACCUCAGUGGCUAGAUAUGGUGGGAUGGAAUGGGAUGGCUGGCUGGAUGCCAAACCGAUCGGUUCACGAGGACCUCGAGAAGACGGGUCCUGGAAUAAGAUGGCAGCAAAACACAAUCGCACCUCAACCUUCACACGCGGGCAGGCCUCGUCGUCCAUUGGGUUGCCGCAACGCCGAGGCCAAGGGCAGCCCAGCGAUAACUGAGGCUCGGAGCCUCAGGUGCUGCUUGAAUUCCAGUCUAGGUUCGCAGCCUCUUUUCGCACGCGCUUCUGAGCCGGUUCGACAGGAACGCAGACCACGUUUCUAGGCCGGGCUGUUCUGUUGCAUGCGAGAAAUUGGCUGAUGUUGCUGUUCGCUCCGUGGCCGGUCCGCCUGGGCCCCUCGCUUUCGAAAUCGACCGCCUCCGGCUCACAGCCUUUGCCUCGUUUCCCUCACUCUUGCUGCUUCUCCCCGCUCUGUCUCUCUGCCUUGCCUUAGGUUCUUUGUUCCUGCAACCCUGGGU
Lasiosphaeria miniovina is the source of this 855-nucleotide messenger RNA. RefSeq lists its product as uncharacterized. Lineage: Eukaryota; Fungi; Ascomycota; Sordariomycetes; Sordariales; Lasiosphaeriaceae. The coding region runs from base 103 to 660 and encodes 185 amino acids. The record is from RefSeq and is a predicted model, not a curated record. The transcript is spliced from 2 exons.